Messenger RNA from Alternaria rosae, 1630 nucleotides. RefSeq names its product organic solute transporter Ostalpha-domain-containing protein. The coding region runs from base 135 to 1346 and encodes 403 amino acids. Gene Ontology annotation, biological process: transport. The transcript is spliced from 2 exons. NCBI's taxonomy places the organism in Eukaryota, Fungi, Ascomycota, Dothideomycetes, Pleosporales, Pleosporaceae. Gene Ontology annotation, molecular function: transporter activity. The record is from RefSeq and is a predicted model, not a curated record.
AGAACGACGGCUAUUGCUUGCUGUAGCCUCUUCAUUUCAAUGCUCCUCCUGCAUCGACCGUACUACGCAUUGUAGGCUGGCUCCCGACGUAGUCGCAUACUGAUUUUCUCACUCAGUUCGCAGAACUGACGACAAUGGCCGGCCAGUGUCCAGGCGAGACGCUUACGCACGAACGCGUUGGUGAAGUGGCUUUGCCCUUUGGUCAUAAAGACAUCACCUUCCAUCUGCUGACUCUAAAUGUCUGCUGCACUUUGGCGUCGUUAGCGAUUGGAGUUUCCGUCUUCCACAUCAUGCAACACACACUGCACUAUCGACACCCACAUGAACAAAAACACAUCAUACGUAUUCUCUUCGUCAUUCCGGUCUACGCGUGGACCACAUUGCUCUCUUAUGUGUUCUACAGAAACGCUGUCUACUGCGAGCUUAUACGCGAAUGCUACUCCGCUUAUGCUGUCGCGAGCUUCUUCACGCUCAUGUGCCAUUAUCUUGCACCCGAUUUCCAUGAGCAAAAAGACUACUUUCGCCACGUCGAACCGAAGAAUUGGAGUUGGCCGUUGAAUUGGUUCCAGAAGCUGACCGGCGGCGAGCAGAAAGGGUUGCUGAGGAGGCCGAGGAGCGGCAUUACCUGGUUCAACAUCAACUACAUCGGAAUCUUCCAAUACGUCGUUCUUCGUACCAUCGUAACAACCAUAGCCGUCGUCACGUCAUCCUUAGGUCAAUUUUGCAAAGGGAGUCAUAACGUACGCUACGCAUCGCUAUGGACAGCCAUCAUUGACGCACUCUCCGUUCUUGUUGCAAUGUAUUGCCUACAUCAAAUCUAUGCGCAGCUCAAAGAAGAUCUCGCGCCCAACAGGCCCGUCUUCAAGAUGGUCUGCGUUAAGCUUAUCGUCUUCCUUACUUACUGGCAAACAUGGCUCAUCUCGCUGCUCAUCCAAUACGGACCACUGCGACCCACACGCUUCAUUACUGCACUGGAUCUCCACGUCGGAAUUCCUUGUCUGCUUACAUGCACUGAGACUUUGGUCUUUGCUGUCCUGCAUUACUGGGCGUUCCCAUGGAGGCCCUACCAGAGCAAUCGGGUUCCGAAGUUUCCUAAACAGAUGUAUGAAUGUGGACCCAAUGAAGCUUUGGUGGAGGUAUUAAACCCUUGGGAUUAUUGCUGCGCCGCUGCUCGCGGCUUCCGUUGGCUAUUCCAUGGCAUUCACUUUCGGAACGAGAGUGUAGCCUACAAGCUCGAUUGCAAAGCUCAUGGUCCCAGAACCCGACGCGGCACGCAGUCAGAUCCACUGCACGAUGGACCAAAACAUAGUGGGAGAUGCAAAGAGAAGGAUCGCAAAACAGCUUGAAUGACUCGUGGACUGUGUACGUGAAGAGAUAACUAGCAGGCGUCCAAGAGAGAUUGGAAGACCACCUAGGUACACAAAGUAUGGCAAAUUAGAAAAUAGUCAAUUUUGUAUCUGGACAGCAAUACAUAACGAAAACAUCAAAAAAACACCCUUCUCAAUCACAGCCUUUUGGAACAUUGUGAAGCUUCGGAACUAUAAUGGCGUGUCAACUUCGGAAGGGUUGCAGGCGUUAGGUCGCCGACGGGCUGCGUAGCGCUUACAUAACACCAAUGAAGCUCGGGACG